Mycetomoellerius zeteki is the source of this 3571-nucleotide messenger RNA. It is a transcript of the gene Nc73EF, whose product is annotated as oxoglutarate dehydrogenase Nc73EF. Gene Ontology annotation, cellular component: mitochondrion; oxoglutarate dehydrogenase complex. NCBI's taxonomy places the organism in Eukaryota, Metazoa, Arthropoda, Insecta, Hymenoptera, Formicidae. The record is from RefSeq and is a predicted model, not a curated record. Gene Ontology annotation, biological process: tricarboxylic acid cycle. The transcript has 17 exons. Gene Ontology annotation, molecular function: thiamine pyrophosphate binding; oxoglutarate dehydrogenase (succinyl-transferring) activity. The coding region runs from base 179 to 3451 and encodes 1090 amino acids.
UCACAUGUGCCUGAACGAGGCCAGCAUUGCCUCGAAACGGAUUUCGAGACAGACAGUCUUAUCGCGUGUGUCAAUAGGACUUUGAGUUAUUCCUCUCGAUUAUAUCUUUUUUUCCACGAUUUUCCACACACUUUGAGCAUCGAAUAAAAGAAGACGAAUAGGACUGAAGAAGGUGAAAAUGUAUAAAGCAAGGACAGUAUUCAGUACGCUGGCCCCUUUGGCGCCGCGGAUAUGCGGCCCCGAAAGAUACGCAUCCUGGGUGGUCCGUAGUCAUCCAUUGACUAGGACCAGCCAGUUGAUUUUCACGGAGCCCGCGCGCAAAUACAACAGCCGAGUAGCAACCGAGCCUUUCUUGAACGGCAGCACCAGCUCUUACGUGGAAGAGAUGUACAACGCGUGGCUGCAAGAUCCGAACAGUGUGCACGUGUCAUGGGAUUCCUUCUUUCGAAACAGCACCGCUGGAGCUGCCCCAGGAUUCGCAUAUCAGGCACCACCAUCCCUCGCUCCAAGUUACAACCAAGUACCACUCGGAGCGUUGUUGCCCCUGGGUGGCGGAACGCAACUCGGUCAGGCGCCUGUUAAUGAAAAAAUUAUUGACGACCAUCUAGCGGUGCAAGCUAUCAUUCGUUCUUAUCAGAUUCGUGGCCAUCAUAUCGCUAAAUUGGAUCCACUCGGCAUCAACAGCGCUGAUCUUGAUGAUAGACAUCCGCAAGAAUUGCUCUAUACCCAUUAUUCAUUCGGGAAGAGACCACGCACUACUUUCUCGCAGCAACUUCAAUACCGAGUAGCUGUCCUAAUGCAAAAGGAGUCGGACAUGGAUCGUGUUUUCAAAUUGCCAUCCACCACAUUUAUCGGCGGUAAGGAGAAAUCAUUACCGUUGCGUGAGAUCCUGAAACGGCUCGAGGCGGCUUACUGCGGUCACAUCGGUGUCGAAUUCAUGUUCAUUAACUCUUUGGAGCAAUGCAAUUGGAUCAGGCAAAAGAUGGAAACACCCGGAAUCAUGGAAAUGACGAAUGACGAGAAGAGACUUAUUUUAGCCAGAUUGACACGUGCAACCGGAUUCGAAGCAUUCUUGGCACGCAAAUGGUCCUCAGAGAAGAGAUUCGGUUUGGAGGGUUGCGAAAUUUUAAUUCCAGCUAUGAAGCAAGUGAUUGAUAAGUCCACGGAAUUGGGAGUCGAGUCGAUUGUCAUGGGUAUGCCUCACCGUGGUCGUCUCAAUGUUCUCGCUAAUGUCUGUCGUAAGCCACUGAGUCAAAUUUUCACACAAUUUGCUGCUCUCGAAGCCGCUGAUGAUGGUUCUGGCGAUGUGAAAUACCAUUUGGGCACUUACAUAGAACGUCUUAAUCGAGUGACGAAUAAGAAUAUUCGUCUGGCCGUGGUUGCAAAUCCAUCGCACUUGGAGGCCGUAGAUCCGGUGGUUCAAGGCAAAACACGCGCCGAGCAAUUCUACCGUGGCGAUGGCGAAGGCAAAAAAGUCAUGUCCAUUCUUCUUCACGGAGAUGCUGCGUUCUGCGGUCAAGGUAUUGUCUUCGAAACAAUGCAUUUAUCUGACCUGCCUGAUUACACCACCCACGGCACUAUUCAUAUUGUUGUGAAUAAUCAGAUCGGUUUUACCACCGAUCCGAGGCAUUCACGAUCGUCGCCGUAUUGCACUGAUGUGGCUCGAGUAGUGAACGCACCCAUCUUCCAUGUGAAUUCCGAUGAUCCCGAAGCCGUGAUGCACGUGUGUAAAGUUGCGGCGGAAUGGAGGGCUACCUUCCACAAGGAUGUUGUGAUCGAUUUGGUCUCCUACAGACGCAAUGGCCACAAUGAGAUUGACGAACCGAUGUUCACUCAGCCUCUGAUGUAUCGUAAGAUCAAGAACACUUUGUCAGCCCUUGACAAGUAUGCCAACUCGCUCAUCGACAAUAAUGUCGUCACUCCUGCGGAAGUUGAGGAUGUCAAAGCCAAGUACGAAAAGAUCUGCGAGGAGGCCUAUAACAAUGCUAGGCAGGAAACACACAUUAAGUACAAAGAUUGGUUGGAUUCACCAUGGUCAGGUUUCUUCGAAGGAAAAGAUCCGUUGAAGGUUUCGCCUACUGGUAUCAAGGAAGACACGCUCAUACAUAUUGGAAAGAAAUUCUCAUCGCCGCCACCGAAUGCUGCUGAAUUUGUCAUCCACAAAGGUAUCGAGCGUAUUUUGAAAUCUCGCAUGGAGAUGAUUGAGGCUAGAACUGUCGACUGGGCUCUUGGCGAAGCUAUGGCUUUCGGAUCUCUCCUUAAGGAAGGUAUUCAUGUUCGUUUGUCAGGUCAGGACGUGGAGAGAGGCACAUUCUCUCACAGGCAUCACGUAUUACAUCACCAGACUGUAGAUAAGGCGACUUAUAGGCCACUCUGCUACUUGUAUCCUGAUCAGGCACCUUACACAGUGUGCAACAGUUCUUUGUCUGAAUUUGGUGUUCUCGGAUUUGAACUGGGUUAUUCUAUGACGAAUCCUAAUGCGUUGGUGUGCUGGGAAGCUCAAUUCGGAGACUUUAACAAUACGGCGCAAUGUAUAAUUGAUCAGUUCAUCAGCAGCGGUCAAGCUAAGUGGGUUAGACAAUCCGGUCUUGUCAUGUUGCAACCGCACGGUCUUGAAGGAAUGGGUCCCGAGCAUUCUAGUGCUCGUUUGGAACGGUUUCUUCAAAUGUCUGCCGACGAUCCGGAUUAUUUCCCACCGGAAAGUGAAGAGUUUGCUGUUCGUCAGUUACAUGAUAGUAAUUGGAUCGUCGCCAACUGCAGCACACCAGCGAAUUAUUUCCACAUUCUGCGACGGCAAAUUGCAUUACCGUUCAGGAAACCAUUGAUCCUGAUGACACCAAAGUCGUUGCUCCGUCAUCCAGAGGCUAAGUCUAACUUUGACCUGAUGCUAGAAGACACGCAGUUCCUCAGAGUGAUACCUGAAGAAGGCACGUCGACUCAGAAUCCCAACGGCGUCAAGAGGCUGCUGUUCUGCUCCGGGAAGGUCUACUAUGACCUGAAGAAAGCGCGCACAGAACGGAAAUUGGAAGACAAAAUCGCAAUUGCGAGAGUGGAACAGAUCUCGCCUUUCCCGUACGACCUCGUCAAGAUAGAGGCUGCUAAGUAUCCGAAUGCGGAGUUGAUCUGGGCUCAGGAAGAGCCUAAGAACCAAGGCGCAUGGACUUACGUGCAACCUAGGUUCCACACGGCGCUCAACGGCAUCCGAAACGUAGUUAGCGCGUCAAACUCAAAUGGUCAAGGGUGGUUCGCCGGUUUGUUCUCGUCGACUAAACCGAUUGAAACCACAACUGUGUCAAAGCCGCAGGCAACAGAAUCAAUGGAACCAACGGAACCAAAGCAAAGAACAGUGAGGUACGCUGGACGUCCCACUGCAUCGUCACCCGCCACUGGAAGCAAAAUGCAACAUCUCAAAGAACUCAAACAGUUGCUCGAUGACUCCCUCAACUUUUAAUGAUCCUUUGUGGCACUACAUGUAGAACCGAAAGUUUAUUUAUUUUUCUCAUAUUUUAAUGUAUACAUUACGACAAUUUUGUCUUGCUCGAUACACCACAGAACAGAGAUUAUAUUACCG